CAGCUACCAACCAGUGGAGUGGCUGGCUGUAGCGGAUCACCGCACUCGACGUGUUGCCACUCUUAGCCAGAUCGUGUCACUUGCUGCUCGGCGAACCUUCUCGAGCAGCCAAAUACCACAUCUCUACUUUCCUUGCGGCCCAAGCCUUCAAAUAGCAUCUCCGGCGGGCAGAGGUGGUAAACAUACGGAGUUACUUGACGUAAGGCCCCAGUGCCGCUCACACAAUCAUGGACGAAGCGAUCUCCACCUUCGUCUCUAUCACCGCAGCCACUCCGGCGCAGGCUCAGCAGUACCUGUCCCUCACUGACGGCAACGUCGAGCAAGCCAUCGAGCUAUUCUUCAACAGCCCAGAUCUCGGCGCCACAGCCAGCGCACCUUCACAACCGUCACAUCAGCCUUCGAGUCGCGACAACCCGAUUGCCCUCGACGAUGACGAUGAUGAUGUGGAGAUGAUUGGUAGCGGACCUGCAGGUCACUCAGUAGAGGACGACGAAGCGAUGGCACGGCGAUUACAGGAGGAGAUGUACGGUGGCGGUGGCGGUGGCGGAGGUGGCCGCAGAGACGAUGUUGACGCAGAAGGAGUGAGAGCACCAAUGGCGCGCACUACCGAGACGCUCGUGGGACCAGACGCGGAUUGGAGGAACGACCCAGAUCAAAUGAAUACGGCCAUCAUGGAGCAGCUGGCGGCGCGGCAGAGAGCGCGUCAACACGGUGCGCCCGGCAUCUUCAACCAGCGCGAUAUCUGGGCCAACGACGACCCAAGAGAUCCGGACGCACGUCAGCGAGACGCACUUUCGCGAGCCACAGGUGGUGCAUCAGAUCAAUCAGCGAAAUCGAAUCUGCUCGCGGAACUGUUCAAGCCACCCUUCGACCUUAUGUCGAAGCUACCGUGGUCGGAGGCGCGAGACGAAGGCAAGGAUAGCGAGAAGUGGCUGCUGGUUAACGUACAAGACCCAUCCAUCUUCGACUGUCAGGUGCUCAAUCGCGACAUCUGGAAGAACGCACAGAUCCGCGACACCGUCAACGAGCACUUCAUCUUCUUACAGUACAACAAGGACGACCCGCGUGGUCGCGAGUACAUACAGUAUUAUUUCGCGAAUCAACGUGACACCGACGACGCCUAUCCGCACAUCGCUAUUGUCGACCCUCGGACGGGCGAGCAGGUGAAGUCGUGGUCAGGCUCGCCAGCACCGAAGGCUGCCGACUUCCUCAUGGACUUGCAUGAGUUCCUGGACAGAUACUCGUUAAGCAUGGAGCGCAAGAACCCAGUCCAAGCGAAGCGGAAAGAGAAGAAGAAGGAUGUGGGCCAGAUGACGGAGGAGGAGAUGCUGGAGAUGGCUCUGCAGAACAGCCUGGCGAAUGGCUCAAACGCACCGAAAGACGAGGAUCCGGACGCACUCACGCGGCCCGCCGCGGCGAACGGCAAAGGCAAAGUACCCGCGCACCUCCAAGAAGCCAUGGACACAGCAGACAUGGGUCCAAGACCUCCAACAAACGGUACAACCCAACCCAGCUCAGCCGCCGCCCCGCUACCUCAGAAGGAUACUCCCUUCUCACGCAUCUCAUCCACUGCUUCACAUGACGAACCAACCUCCACGGGCCCGGAAACAACCCGCAUCCAGUUUCGCUACUCUGGCGGCCGCGUAGUCCGUCGCUUCAUGCUCUCCGACCCGGUGCGUAGGAUCUAUGAGUGGCUGAAGGCAUCACCCCUUGAUGGGAUGGAGGGUAAGCAGUUCGAGCUCAUCAGUAUGGGCAAGAAUCUCAUGGACCAGCUGGAGGUGCCGAUCGGGGAGGCAGGGCUGAAGAAUGGCACGGUAAUGGUGGAGUUUGUGGAUGCUGAGGAUGAGGAGUAGAGCGAUUCGUUUUGCAGUUCCGCGCAUGGGUGUGGGUAUGGUAACGGUGUAGCGGCCUGAUACGCUUUGCGAGGGCACGCAGGUGGUACGAUAGAGGGCGCAUGCUGCUACUACGAUGAGCUGGCGGCGCUUUCAAGUGGAUAACGCUAAGUCGGCUGCAAGUAGCCGAAACGCUUUCCAGCGGC
Messenger RNA from Baudoinia panamericana UAMH 10762, 2038 nucleotides. RefSeq lists its product as uncharacterized. The transcript has a single exon. NCBI's taxonomy places the organism in Eukaryota, Fungi, Ascomycota, Dothideomycetes, Mycosphaerellales, Teratosphaeriaceae. Gene Ontology annotation, molecular function: ubiquitin binding. Gene Ontology annotation, cellular component: nucleus. The record is from RefSeq and is a predicted model, not a curated record. Bases 228 to 1853 code for a protein of 541 amino acids. Gene Ontology annotation, biological process: proteasome-mediated ubiquitin-dependent protein catabolic process.